CCGUCUUUUGGUGCGUCUAACAGAGCCGCUACGCAAAACCGGACGCAAUCGCUCGUCGCACCGUCUUACUGACAACCCAUCGCUGCUCGGUGGCUCGAAUCGCUGCACGCCGGCGGCCGCACGGCACCCAAACAAGGCAGCAGCCAGCUUACGAGCAAGCGGUGCCUCGCCGGCCGCGCGCGCACUCCAGCUUACGAGCAAACGUGCCUCGCCGGCCGCGCGCGCACCGCACACACACAAAGGCUCGCGCGCCGCACGAAACGCAAGCAGCUCACCCCUCGCAACCGUAGGUACCGCUUGACUCGCGCACAGACGCGGUCGAGUGCCUCGUCGAGGCUCAAAGGUCUUUUAAGGCGACACAAAGAUGGCGGAAGAAGAAGCCCCCAAGGCCUGGUCCUUCGCGGACCAGAACAAGGACGAGCAGGCCGUCGCGCUCGCCGCGCUGGUCCUCGACCAGUGCGGCGAGGGCGACGACAAGUUCGCGCCCGAGAAGUUCGAGGCCGUGCUGAAGGCCGCGGGCCUCUCGGUCGCGCCGCACUGGGUGUCGGUGUUCUCGAAGGCGGCGACGCUCGCCGGCGACCUCGACUGCAUGUGCGGCGCGCCGGGAUCGGGCGGCGGCGGCGGCGGCGGCGGCGGCGGUGGCGGCGGCGGGGCCGCGGCGGCCGAGGAGGAGAAGAAGGAAGAGGAGGAGGAGGAAGAGGUCGACAUGGGCGGCGGCAUGGACAUGUUCGGCGACGGCGGCGGCGGCGACGAUUAUUAG
Pelagomonas calceolata is the source of this 760-nucleotide messenger RNA. The record is from the annotation of a GenBank genome assembly. Lineage: Eukaryota; Pelagophyceae; Pelagomonadales; Pelagomonadaceae.